AUGGCUCUCACAAAUUUUCUUGUUUGCACACAUCUUUCACUUGCUGGUUCUUGUUCCCACUACUGUUCCGAUGCUAAGAUAUUAGUUACCAAGAAACAAAAACGUGUGCAACAAGAAACCGAUGAUGUUGCAGAACCUGAGUCUGCUUGCAUACAUUUAUCACUUGUCGGUUCUUGUUCCCACUACUGUUCCGAUGCUAAAAUAUUAGUCACCAAGAAGCAAAAAUGUGUGCCACAAGAAAUCGAUGAUGUUGCGGAACGUGGAUCUGGAUCUGUUUGUAUACAUCUACAUCUAUCACUUUCUUGUCACUGCAUGGAAAAAACACAAAUCACUAAGAAAAUAAAAUCUACCAAUCUUGAUGGUUCUUGGAAGAUCAAGAAGGUGCUGGAAAAGAGUGAUCUGGGAAACAAUUCAAGACUUUUGGUGAGUAAAGAAUUGGCUAAAGAGUUUGUGAUUCCUUUCUUGGAAGGUGGUGCUAAGGCUGCUAAGGGAAAAGGAGUUGAAGUUCAAGUAUUGGAUAUUGAUGAUAACACUCUUCAUUCUCUCAAUUUUAAAAUAUGGACUUCUGCACAAAGUUACGUCUUCACCAAGAAAUGGGUUAAAGAUUUUGUUCGUAAGAGAAACUUAAAGAAAGGAGAUGAAAUCGGUCUUCGUUGGAAUGAACAAAGCCAACAAUUUGAAUUCUCGGUUCUUCGUAGGUGUUAG
Molecule: messenger RNA, 705 nt
Organism: Lathyrus sativus (Indian pea)
Lineage: Eukaryota; Viridiplantae; Streptophyta; Magnoliopsida; Fabales; Fabaceae
Source: the annotation of a GenBank genome assembly